AAAGGGGGAAAAGUGUAUGUUAUCAAUAAGGGAUCGUGCUUAACUUGCUCUGUUAUGACAGUAAUGUUAUAGUAUACUUUUGUCAUUAAUGAUUCAAGUCACAAGUAACUUAUCGACCGAGACAGGUUUCAUACACCUACUACAACAUUCUUCCACAGGCUGAUAAGUUUCUUUAUGUUUAAGGCAGUUCAACUAACCUAGUAUGUUUAAUUAUACUUCAGUUUAUUUCUUUGACAAAUAAACAACACUUCUUUAAGUUUGAUUUCAGAAAUUGUAAAUCCAUUGGGAUAAAAAGCUAAGCUAAAUAUCAGCAUACAUGUAAAGACAAAUACACGUACUUUCUGUAAUAACGACAACAAUAACAUUGAUAAACAUAAUAAGAACAAUAAGAAUGGACUUUAGCUAUGAUCAAACACCAAUUUUAUCUGAAGAAGAUAUUAAAACAAAAUUGCCAAAAGAGGAAACUGAAUCAGAAUCAUGUCAAAUAGAAACCAAAACAGUUUCUGAAACUUUACCUACACAAACUGUUUCAAGUGAAGAAACAGGAUUAAGUUUUGAACAGCUUGGAUUUAAAAAUGGAUCACAAACAAAUGUGGAAUGUAAUAGUCCUCAGGAAAGAUUCUUGCCAGAGUUGAAACAUGGAGAUGAACCAAUGUUUCAGACCCUUUUGAAGCACAUUGAUCCAGAGGAAGAAUCAGAGCUGAAUUUCAAACAGGAAGAUAAACCAGUAUAUCAAACAUUUUCUGAAGAAACUACUCUAAACAAAGAACUAGGGUUGAAUUUCGAACAACAGGAAUAUAAACCAGUGUAUCAGACAUUUCAUGAAGAAGCCAUUCCAAAGGAAGGAUUGGAGCUGGAUUUCAAACAAGAAUUUAACACAGUAUAUGAAACAUUUCAAGAAAUUAUUCCAAAAGAAGGUCUGACACUGGAUUUCAAACAACAGGAAGAUAGACCAGUAUCACAGACAUCUGAUGGAGAAACCAGUCCAAAGGAAGAACUAGGGCUGGAUUUCAAACCACAGGAAGAUAAACCAUUGUGGCCAACAUUUGCUGAAGAGAGCAUUCCAAAGGAAGAUCUAAAGUUGGGUUUCAAACAAGAAGAUGAAAUAGUAUAUCAGACAUUUCCUGAAGAGAGUAUUGCAAAGAAAGAACUAGGACUAGAUUUCAAUCAGGAAGAAAAUAAACCAAAAUCAUUUAGUGAAGAAACUAUCCCACUAGUAUCUCAGGCAUCUGCUGAAGAAAGUAUUCUGAAGGAAGAGCUGGGACUGGAUUUCAAUCAAGAAGAAAAUAAACAAGAAUCUCAAUCAUUUGGCGAAGAAACUAUCCCACAGGAAGAUUUAGGACUGGAUUUUGUUCAAGAAGAAAAUAAACUGAAAUCUCAAUCAUUUGGUGAAGAAACUAUCCUACAGGAAGAUUUAGGACUGGAUUUUGUUCAAGAAGAAAAUAAACUGAAAUCUCAAUCAUUUGGUGAAGAAACUAUCCCACAGGAAUAUGUAAAGUUGAAUUUCAAACAAGAAGAGGAUAAACUAGUAUCUCAGACAUCUGCCGAAGAAAGUAUGUCAAAGGAAGAGCCAGGAUUGGAUUUCAAUCAAGAAGAAAAUAAAAAAGAAUCUCAGACAUUUGGUGAAGAAAGUAUUCCAAAGGAAGAUCUAGGACUGGAUUUUGUUCAAGAAGAAAAUAAACUGAAAUCUCAGUCAUUUGGUGAAGAAAGUAUUCCAAAGGAAGAUUUAGGACUGGAUUUUGUUCAAGAAGAAAAUAAACUGAAAUCUCAAUCAUUUGGUGAAGAAACUAUCCCACAGGAAUAUGUAAAGUUGAAUUUCAAACAAGAGGAUAAACUAGUAUCUCAGACAUCUGCUGAAGAAAGUAUGUCAAAGGAAGAGCCAGGACUGGAUUUCAAUCAAGAAGUAAAUAAACAAAAAUCCCAGACAUUUGGCGAAGAAAUUAUUCCAAAGGAAGAUCUAGGACUAGAUUUCGUUCAAGAAGAAAAUAAACAAGAAUCUCAGACAUUUGGUGAAGAAACUAUUCCACAAGAAUAUGUAAAGUUGAAUUUAAAACAAGAAGAGAAUAAACUAGUAUCUCAGACAUCUGCUGAAGAAAGUAUGUCAAAGGAAGAGCCAGGAUUGGAUUUCAAUCAAGAAGAAAAUAAACAAGAAUCUCAGACAUUUCUUGAAGAAAGUAUUCCAAAGGAAGAUCUAGGACUGGAUUUCAAACAACAAGUAUCUCAGACAUUUGCCAACGAAAGAAUUCCAAAAGAAGAACUUGGACUGGAUAUGAAAAACCAGGAAGAUAAAUCAGUAUCCCAGACAUAUUCUGAACAAACCAUACCACCAGAAGAACGAUUGCAUGAAGAUAAAUCAGUGACCCAAGCUUUUUUUCAACAUAAUCUGCCAAAUAAAGAACCAACUCUGGAUAUAGAGAAAAAAGAGAAGCCAUUCUAUGGGGCAGUCACUGUUGAGGCUUCUUAUGAAGGAGAAAUUAAGAAAAAGAAAGAAGUAGAAGCUUUAGCUGAUAGUGAAGUACCAUCUAGUAAAAUGUCCCCCCAUAAUGAAUGGGGGUACUCAAAGUUACAAUCACCACAAGAAACCUCACCUCAAGGUGCUGAAGAAUUUCAAAGCCAAAUCAGACCUUCCUUAUUAGAGCAAGUGAGUCCUAGAGAAUUUUUUAAUGACAACAAUGCUAUUUGUGAUGAAGGUGUAAUGGAUGAAGUACAAGCCAUGCAACAGAAAUCUGAUGCUGAAAUAGAAUCAUUAGAAAAGGAAAUUGAAAAUUUAACUAGUCUACCAAUUAGAAUUUUGCACAAACCAAAAGAUACUAAUCGAUAUACUCCUGUUGAUGAAUCUUAUUCAUCGAGUUCUGAAGAAGAGGAAUCUUCAACACAACAAAAUUACUCAAAAGAAAUCUCUUCAGAUCAAAUGGAAAAUUCAAAGACAUCUGGGGUUGAAAAGAAAGAACACUUAUAUAAGAUUCUUGUUAUUGGAGAAUUAGGAACUGGAAAAACAAGUAUCAUCAAACGUUAUGUCCAUCAAUUCUUCUCCCAACAUUACCGAGCUACUAUAGGUGUUGAUUUUGCACUAAAAGUCAUUAGUUGGGAUGCUGACACACUUAUCCGAUUGCAAUUAUGGGACAUUGCAGGUCAAGAACGAUUUGGUAACAUGACACGAGUGUACUAUAAAGAGGCUGUUGGAGCAUUUGUAGUGUUUGAUGUAACAAGGGUACCAACAUUUGAGGCUGUGGUUAAAUGGAAAAAUGACUUAGACAGUAAGGUUCAGUUACCAGAUGGCAGCAAUAUACCAUGUGUAUUACUAGCAAAUAAGUGUGAUCAAACAAAAGAAGGCCUUGUGAAUAAUACAGAGCAGAUGGAUGAUUUCUGUAAAGAAAAAGGUUUCCUGAGUUGGUUUGAAACUUCAGCAAAAGAAAAUAUUAACAUAGAUGAGGCUGCUCGAUUUUUGGUUGGACAGAUCCUCAAAAAUGAUCAAAAUAUGAACACAGGCAGUACAGAAGAAGAUAAAGAACGCAUUCAAUUAGCUAAUGCUAACCAACAAGAACCAACAAAAAAAUCUUGCUGCAGAUAGAAGUUUUGAACUCUGAAUUAAUUACCCAAAUAGUUUUUAUAAAUAACUAUUGCUUUUGUUUUUUUUUUUUUAACCAUUAUAUUUUCUUUUAUUUUUCCUGAUGAAAAGCUGAAAAAAAAAAAAUCAAGAAAAACAAAAAUAAUCAUUUCCUGUAUGUUCUUUUAUUUCAAUAAUUUUACUCUAGUUUAAAAACGAACUCUACAAAUAAUAAUAUUAAUAAUAAUUGAGAAAUAUCAAGACUUAGUCAGAGAGAUGAAGGUACUGUGCAAGAUUAAGACAACAGUUGCUUUUGUGGUAAUUGGUACAACUUGGAACAACACCUAUAAUACUACGUAGAAAACCGUUGGAUAUUGGAAUCGAGAUUCACAUUGUCGACCUGCAGAAAAGUGCAACCCUGUAUUCUGCAAGAAUCUUAAGAAAGAUUCUUGAGAUCUGAGAAGUCUUGUUGUCACCUACCCUCAAGACAACAUCCUUGCUAAAUAAUAUAGCAUGUAAUAGCUAUAGUAAUAAUAAUAAUAAUAAUAACAAUAAUAAUAAGAAGAAGAUGAAGAAGAACAAUGUUCCUUAUACUACCAUGAAACCUAAAAUUUUUAAUGUUGGGUGGGGAAAAAGCUAGGAAGUUGAUUUCUUUGUCUAGGACAUUAGUGUAACAAAUAAAACUUAUACUGGAAUUUGA
This is a messenger RNA of Octopus sinensis (East Asian common octopus), 4247 nucleotides long. RefSeq names its product ras and EF-hand domain-containing protein homolog. The coding region runs from base 392 to 3571 and encodes 1059 amino acids. The record is from RefSeq and is a predicted model, not a curated record. Lineage: Eukaryota; Metazoa; Mollusca; Cephalopoda; Octopoda; Octopodidae. Gene Ontology annotation, biological process: endosome to lysosome transport; phagosome-lysosome fusion. The transcript has 6 exons. Gene Ontology annotation, cellular component: lysosome; late endosome; phagocytic vesicle. Gene Ontology annotation, molecular function: GTPase activity; GTP binding.